AUGAGAUCGGCUGUCCUCUUCCUUCUUCUUGGGCUUCCCCUUAUUAAUGCCAUUCCCGUCGAUAACGGCGUGGAAGGGGAUCCCGAGAUUGAGUGCGGGCCCACUUCGAUCACCGUCAACUUCAACACCCGUAAUGCCUUCGACGGUCACGUUUACGUGAAGGGUCUCUUCGAUCAGCAGGGAUGUCGUUCUGAUGAGCACGGUCGUCAAGUUGCUGGAAUCGAGUUGCCUUUCGACUCUUGCAACGUUGCCCGUACCCGUUCUCUCAACCCUAAAGGAGUGUUUGUCAGCACCACCGUUGUCAUCCAAUUCCAUCCACAGUUCGUAACCAAGGUAGACCGUGCCUACAGAGUCCAAUGCUUCUACAUGGAGGCCGAUAAGACUGUCAGCGCCCAACUUGAGGUUUCUGAUCUCACCACCGCCUUCCAGACCCAAGUCGUCCCUAUGCCAGUAUGCAAAUACGAAGUAAGUUAAAGGCGAUCGCUAGGUAAUUUAUCUGUUAGAUUCUUGACGGUGGCCCAACUGGUCAGCCCAUCCAAUUUGCCACCAUUGGACAACAAGUCUACCACAAAUGGACCUGUGAUUCCGAGACCACCGACACCUUCUGCGCUGUCGUUCACUCUUGUACCGUUGAUGAUGGUAACGGAGAUACCAUUCAAAUCCUAAACGAAGAGGGAUGUGCCCUCGACAAGUUCUUGCUGAAUAACUUGGAGUACCCAACUGAUCUGAUGGCUGGUCAAGAAGCUCACGUCUACAAAUACGCCGACCGUUCUCAGCUCUUCUACCAGUGUCAGAUCAGCAUCACCAUUAAGGAACCGAACAGUGAAUGUGCUCGACCAAAGUGUUCCGAGCCGACUGGAUUUGGAGCCCAGAAACUCGGAGGUGGUGCUGGCGCCGCCGCUGCCGCGCCUGCUGCUCCAGCUGCUUUGCCACGUCUCCUCAAGAAAAGAAGCGCUGACAAUUUCGAUAACACGUUGGAUGUCCGUACUGAGAUCAACACUUUGGACAUCUCAGAGAACCAAGUGAGUCUUUUAUUUUUAUGAGUUCUCUUACCUUAUGCCUUUACUAGUGAAUUAAUAAUUACAGGAGCCACUUCUCCCCGAGAAACUCCGUCAUCAUUUCGGUCGUCCAGUGCAAUCUCAGCUGGCUGUUAACGGCUUUUGUGUUUCUGGAACUGGUUUCAUGCUGACGAUGUUCGUCUUUAUGAUUGUGCUCACAGCUCUGGCUACCAUCGGAUUCUCUGUUCUCCGUAAAGACAGAAAGUACUAA
Messenger RNA from Bursaphelenchus xylophilus (pine wood nematode), 1269 nucleotides. The record is from the annotation of a GenBank genome assembly. NCBI's taxonomy places the organism in Eukaryota, Metazoa, Nematoda, Chromadorea, Rhabditida, Aphelenchoididae.